Anopheles maculipalpis is the source of this 630-nucleotide messenger RNA. RefSeq names its product caspase-like. The record is from RefSeq and is a predicted model, not a curated record. Gene Ontology annotation, biological process: proteolysis; apoptotic process. Bases 1 to 630 code for a protein of 209 amino acids. NCBI's taxonomy places the organism in Eukaryota, Metazoa, Arthropoda, Insecta, Diptera, Culicidae. The transcript is spliced from 2 exons. Gene Ontology annotation, cellular component: cytoplasm.
AUGACAGAGAAAAUGAGCAAUGCGUUGGCACCACCUGAGCAAGUGCAACCUUUGAUGAAUAGGCAGAAUGCUACCGACACAUUGGAGGAAGAGUACGACACAAGCAAUCCACGCCGUGGGAUGGCCAUCAUUUUACACCAUGAGAAUUUUAAGCUGAUGAGCAAACGUGAAGGAAGCAGCAGGGAUUGCAGUACCGCAAUUACAGUCCUCACUAAUAUGCAGUUUGAUGUGCGUGUUUACGAAGAUCUGCCUUUUGCGCAGCUUUGCCGUGUUUUAAAAGAACUUGCCAGCGAGGAUCACUCGGAAGGUGAUUGUUUGUUGGUAAUGAUCAUGACACAUGGCGAUGAUGACGUACUUUAUGCGUACGAUCAGCCCUAUAAAGUAGACAUUCUGUUUGAACACUUUAUGGGCGAUGCAUGCCCAACGCUGCUCGGUAAACCAAAGUUGUUCUUUGUGCAAGCCUGCCGAGGCACCGCGUUCGAUAAGGGAGUGCAGCUGGGUAAUGGCUAUGUAGAUACAGAUACUUCUGCCUCACAUAAAUAUGUUAUUCCGACAACGGCCGAUCUAUUGGUGAUGUACUCAUCGUACAAAGGGCAUGUGUCGUGGCGCAAUCCCGUUGGUGGUUCCUGA